GAAAGUGCCUAGGCCGAAGAAGUCCGACCCAUUGUCCGCCAUUUGUUAAUUGAUAAAAACAGUUUCUGGUGUUACCGGAGCUUUCUUUGGGCUUCGGCUGAUAGAGGAGGAAGAAGCGGGAGUUACAUACGACGAGACGACAGAGGAGAAGGAAAGAUAGUAACCACCACGGCGGCGGAGGUGGGAGGUGGACGGAAGAGGAAAACGAGAAUGGGAGUGGAUUACUACAAGGUUCUACAGGUGGACCGUGGAGCCAAGGAAGAUGAUUUGAAGAAAGCAUAUCGGAAGCUGGCUAUGAAAUGGCAUCCGGAUAAGAACCCUAAUAGCAAGAAGGAAGCCGAAGCUAAAUUCAAGCAAAUCUCCGAAGCUUACGAUGUUCUAAGCGAUCCACAGAAGAGGGCAAUUUAUGAUCAGUACGGAGAGGAAGGUUUGAAGGGGCAGGUGCCUCCACCAGGCGCGGCGUCGCAUGGCGGGUUCGGACAUGAGGCGGGUUCGGGUGCUUUUCGGUUCAACCCGCGAAGUGCAGAUGAUAUAUUCUCGGAGUUUUUCGGGUUUUCGAGUCCCUUUAAUGGGAUGGGGGACAUGGGUGGUGGCUCAAGAGCUGGACCUUCAGGGUUCCCUAGGGGCAUGUUUGGGGACGAUAUCUUCUCUUCCUUUAGGAAUGCUGCCGGCGAGUCCUCCGGUAUUCCACGGAAAGGGGCUGCUAUAGAGCGGACAUUGCCGUGUAGUUUGGAGGAAUUGUAUAAGGGCACCACCAAAAAGAUGAAGAUCUCGAGGGACGUUAUUGAUCACAAUGGGAGACCAUCGACUCUUGAGGAAAUUCUUACAAUAGAGAUCAAGCCAGGUUGGAAGAAAGGAACAAAAAUCACAUUUCCAGAAAAAGGUAACGAACAACGUGGGGUGAUACCCUCUGACCUGGUAUUCAUCAUCGACGAGAAGCCUCACCCAGUGUAUAAGAGAGAUGGCAACGACCUAGUAAUCACUCAGAAGAUAUCUCUAGUGGAAGCACUCACAGGCUACACAGCACAGGUGACAACCCUUGACGGGAGGGCUCUCACUGUCCCCAUCAACGCCAUCAUAAGCCCAACAUAUGAAGAGUCUGUCAAAGGUGAGGGGAUGCCCAUCCCAAAGGAGCCUUCCAGGCGCGGGGCUUUAAAAAUUAAGUUCAAUAUCAAGUUCCCCAGCAAGCUGACAGCAGAGCAGAAAACUGGCAUCAAGCGGUUAAUCUCAUAGAGAUAAAGAGCUUUGCUUUUAAAUGGAUGGUAAUGGCAAUCGGUACCAUAUCAUCUCUUGCCAGACUUGUGUGAACUUUGCAUAUUUAUUUUCUUCGCCGGGAAGGAAAUCGGUAUUCCUGGAACUGGGAAUUAUGUGACAUUAGUUUCUGCUAGAGUUGGAAAGUUAUUCUUGGUGGUUCAUCCUUAGGAUCCUCUCUUCUUCCCAGAGAAGAGUCCUUGACGCAGGAAGAACAGUAUGAAAGUAUUUUUCUUUUGUCUGGGUAUAAAUUUAGUGGUGGAUAUUGCUCUGGUUGGUUCACAAUCGUACAGACAUCAUCGGUUAAAGACAAAUGUGCACCAUGAUCAGGGUGAUAUGAUUAUUAUGGCCGCGUUUUAUGCCUCCGGAACAUACUUUGGAUCCACCAGUGGCUCCAACAUUGGCAGUUCAUUUUUGACGUACAAGUUCGUCUAUAAAAAAAGGGCUAUUGGAUAUACGAGGCGAGAUGCUUCAGACACGUGCAUUAAUACUUGGGCAAGAGGUUCUCAAAGAUAAUCCCAAACAAUGUCGUAUUCAGGGAUUCGAUUCACUUGAUGUCGUUGAGUAUUUGCAAGUCUUUAUUCAGUAAGUUCGAGCUAAUGAAGCUUCGAUAUGCAUACAAGGACCAUUAUGACAAAAGUCCACUGAAACAUGACAUUAUUUGGUAGUGUUGGAUGAGUCUUCC
This is a messenger RNA of Linum tenue, 1936 nucleotides long. Lineage: Eukaryota; Viridiplantae; Streptophyta; Magnoliopsida; Malpighiales; Linaceae. The record is from the annotation of a GenBank genome assembly.